AUGUCUGAAAUUGAGCACUGCCAUAUGUAUCAGAGAUCAUGCCUUGAUGUUUAUGAUGUUUUAGUGUUUUGGCCUUUUGAAGAAGUAGUUAUAUCAGAACUAGAUUCUGAUUUUGAUGACAAUAUUGAGGAUAUUGAGGAGACUAAAGUCGAGAGAGGUUCACUGCCUCCUCCUCUGCUGGAUUUGUCCACUGAUGAAGGAUUGAUGAUAGAUGCAGACGUAGAGAUUGAGGAUCGGGGAAUAGGUGAAGGGCCAGGGCCUGAAGCUCAAGCUGCUAUUGUUCCAAAGCCCUUGAAGCAGCAGCGCAAGGUAACUCGUAAGCGCUCUAAGCUGCUGAAAAGGGAAAGAAAAUUGGGUGUGAUAGAGCAUCUUUCGGCGGUGGCAACAUGGAUUAGAAUCCCAGAAUUACCUAUCCAUUAUUUCCACGAAGCUCUCCUCCGGAAUGUGGUCAAAUCAAUUGGCUCUUUUCUCAAAGCGGAUGAAUGCACCUUAACGGCCGCAAGAGGAAAAUAUGCUGGAAUUGCAGUUUUGUUGGAUCUGACAGAGCGAUUAAAAGGGAUGGUAGAUGUUGACGGAGUAUUCUAUAAGGUGGAGUAUGAGGCUUUACCGUUAAUAUGUUUCUCUUGUGGUAUUUACGGCCACAAUUCUGAAACGUGCCCGACAUUUCCGGUGGCUAAAGCGGCGGUGACGACGCAGGAGAAACCGACUGGAACUAAAGUUGGGGACUGGAUGCAAGCACCCAAGCGGGUCUGGAGGGGACCACCGGAAUUCACUUCAACGGCUUCUGAUAAAAAGAAAUUGCCCGUUGGAGUUAGAAGUAACACGUCGGUGAGCAACUCAUUUGAGGCGUUAAACCGUUUGAACCAGGAGCCUACAGAAUAUAUGAGGUCAUCUGGGCUGAAAAAUUUUGAAAUUGGAAAAGAAGAUCCCAGUGCAUCUAAUUUCAAAUGGGCUGCGGCAGGUAGUAAAAGAAAAAAUGAGAAUAGGGACAAACCCACAUGGGUUUCCAAGAAAGAUCCUGUUAAAGAGAAGGCCCAGCCAGCAAGUAAGGCAAAAAGGCCCGAAUCAGAUCAUAAGGCCCAAGUGGAGGAAAAUAACGUUAUGGUGGCUGUGCAAGAUUCAACACCGCCCACAAGUAGUAACCCUCCAAUUCUAAAUCCUGAGAACCACACCGUCGUUUAUAUCCCUCAUCCAGGAUUAAAUCGUCCAUCGAACAAGGAAGACCCUUUCGAUAUCGAGGAGGGCCGCCUCUCCGAACUGGAGCACCAGGAAGAAACUCCUAUUGCCAUCAGUGAAAUGGCAAUGGUGGCUAAAGGAGAUAUGGAUGAUGAGACAAGAGAUACAGAGUUUGAUUGGAUUAAAAGAAAGAUGCCAUUGCUACUGCUCAGAUCUGGAUUUGGUAAUACAACUUACACACAAGUUGAAAUUUUCAUUCCGGUGGAAGAGGCGGAGCUGGAAAGAGGCAUUUUCAUAUUGAAGGUUGGAAGGUUGGACCGCACGGAGCAAGACAGAGGCAACCCAUUUAGGCUGUUAGAAUCUGAGAACCAACAAAUACUUCCUCUACAAUAUGUUUUAGUCUGCACAGAUGAGUACGGCAGAAGGGGGCAAGCGCCCAUAAGAGACGACGAGUCAAUGUCAUGGAUUUACCGAGGUGCCCAUUUGCGUCCAGCAUUGUACGUAGAGGUUGCAGAUGAACCUGUUCAAGAUGUUGGGGAAGGAACUACUGGUGGUCAGUAUGAUGGUGCAGGGAGUAGUGGUGUUGGUGGUACCAAUGAAGAUGACGAUGACACAGAAGAUGACGUACAUGGGAACAGUGACGAGGAGUAUGUGCCGUCCGAUGAGUCUGAUGAUGAUUACAGUGACCAUGACGCAUCUUCAGUAGUAAUUUCUAUUUUUGAUGACAUCAGUGACAUGGACAAGUCUGAACUGGUUGAGGAUUCUGAUGGGAUCACAAUGUGGGACGGUAAUUGGCAGACGGUUAGACAUGGUGUACAUUUUGCUAACAAGAAAGAGGUACAAACAGCCGUGGGGGAAUGGACAUUGCGACAGGGUCGGGCAUGUCGGGUAAAAUAUAGCCGUCCCUAUACGUGGGCCGCUGAAUGCGAGACGAAAGGGCCGAAGUACCCAGAAGAACUUCUCCACGGCACUACUUGCUUGUGGAAAUGUCGAGCUACCCUGCAAAAAGACACAAAUACUUGGAGAAUGGUGGUAUGGGUCGAGAGCCACAACUGUCUUGGUGCAACCACAAGAAACGAAGGUCGUAACUUGACGUCCACAAUGAUUGCUCGAUUGAUCACAGCCAAUGUCCGAAAAGAUCCAGGUUAUUCAGUCGCACAGAUCCAAGUCGAAGUAAAUAAGAGAUACAGGGUCACCCCCAAUUACAAAAAGGCAUGGCAUGGUCGAAGAAAAGCACUUGAGAGUCUGUAUGGCACAUGGGAAAACAACUUUCAACAACUGCCCAGUUUUCGGGAAGCAUUGCUCAAAGCGAACCCAGAUACCCGUAUGCGCUUUAAGUUCACUAAAGAUACCAAGAAUCGGAAGAAGAAGGUGUGCAGUACAUUUUUGGGCAUUUGGGGCAGCUAUACAUUUAUUUAG
Messenger RNA from Oldenlandia corymbosa var. corymbosa, 2595 nucleotides. NCBI's taxonomy places the organism in Eukaryota, Viridiplantae, Streptophyta, Magnoliopsida, Gentianales, Rubiaceae. The record is from the annotation of a GenBank genome assembly.